This is a messenger RNA of Candoia aspera, 2060 nucleotides long. RefSeq names its product tRNA methyltransferase 12 homolog (gene TYW2). The record is from RefSeq and is a predicted model, not a curated record. Bases 12 to 1340 code for a protein of 442 amino acids. Lineage: Eukaryota; Metazoa; Chordata; Lepidosauria; Squamata; Candoiidae. Gene Ontology annotation, biological process: tRNA methylation; wybutosine biosynthetic process. Gene Ontology annotation, molecular function: tRNA methyltransferase activity. The transcript is spliced from 7 exons. Gene Ontology annotation, cellular component: cytoplasm.
GAUUCUCAAAGAUGGAGGCGGCUGCUUCGUCCUCCCGCGGUACUGCAGCUCUCGUUACCGAGCCUCAGUUUACUCAGCUUUUCAGGAAACUCUUGAGGAAAGAAGGGAUCUUGAACUGCCUUUAUCGAGUGCAAAAACUUCCCGAUGGAACCACGGCAUUGCCUAUACUGGGCCAAAGCUUCACAGCCCAGCACCUACAGCAGCUGAAGGAGAGCAUCCCACAUGGAAAGGCCUGUGCUCUAACAUGGAUCCAUAAUCCUAUUCCUUCAAAAGCAGCUAUGGUACGUUCACCUGUUCAGAAAUUACACAGUGAGCUACAACAUCUGAUGUUAAUCCAUGGUGCUGCUUGGUCAGAAGAGUUAGAGAAAGAUCUGCCACGGUCCUGGCAGAGGCAUGGGGACCUUGUUCUUCUAAGUGAGGAUUGCUUUAUAGCAAUGCAGUGGAGAGAAUUGGGCCAAGAACUUUGGCAGGUGGUUGCUGAUGCUUUGGGGGCCCGGCGUUUAGCCAAACGUGGGCGAGUGCAGUCCGAUUUGUUUAGAUCUCCUGCUGUGACCCUAUUGCUAGGUCAGGAUGGCUGGGUUGAACAGGUGGACAAUGGAAUCAGAUACAGGUUUGAUGUGACCCAGUGCAUGCUGUCUCCAGGAAACAUCACUGAGAAGCUGCGGAUAGCCUCUAUGUUAUGCACGGGAGAAGUUGUGGUGGAUCUUUAUGCUGGGAUUGGCUAUUUCACUCUGCCUUACUUAAUUCAUGCUGGGGCUGCCUUUGUCCAUGCUUGUGAGUGGAACCCCCAUGCCGUGGAAGCUCUGCGGAGAAACCUGCAACUGAACGGCGUCCAGGAUCGGUGCUGCAUUCACCAAGGGGAUAACAGAAAGGUGGAACUAUGGGGUGUGGCUGACAGAGUGAACCUGGGGCUGAUCCCGACGUCAGAGGAAGGCUGGCCAGUCGCUUGCCGGGUCUUGAGAAAGGAUGUGGGAGGGGUCCUUCAUAUCCACCAGAACGUGGAGACCUUUCCAGCAAAGGCACUUGAACCAUCCCACCGACUGGAGCAGAAUCAGUCCCUUGAGCAGUGUCUCAUCCAAGCAGCAUCACGUGGCCAAGAAGAUCAAGUGGUUCUGGAGGACCAUGAUGUUCUGCAGAAUACUGGGCAGUCGUUCACCGUUUCAGCCAAACAAGAGUGGUGGCGCUGGGCAGAAGUCACAGCAAUGCAGAUCCUGAUUUUGCUUCAGGACCUGGACAGGAAACUGUGGAAAACCCAAAUCUUGCACCUUGAACACGUGAAAUCUUAUGCCCCUCAUGUAGACCAUCUAGUCUUGGAUCUAGAUUGCCGGCCCCUUGAGUAGCGCACCGGGAAGGUCUUUUCUCUGGCUCAGGGAAUUUUGGAAGAAAACAGGGUGUGGGUGUCACAUUCUGCAUCUUCUUCUUGAGGCUGCUUCCCACAAAAUCACUUUUUGAAAGCCUGAAUGUUGCCGGCUGGAAGUGUCACGUAAUCUUGGGAUUUUGUGAGUGCAGUUAGAUAGCUUAAAACUGGAAUGAAUCCUUGAACCCUGGAAGGGGCUGAACAUGGGUAGUCAGUAGAAAUGAUUUGGGCAGCUAGUUGAUGCAUGCUGGGGGCAACAAAAUAAGUAAGUAAAUCCUUCAGGCCUUUUGCCUGAGCUAUACUAUUUGCUGGAGAUUCUGCAUCAAAGAACUCUAUUAUAGCCAUAAGGUCAGAAAAGGAGAUUCUGCAUAAUUUCAGAUAAUUGUGUGUUUUCUAGCCAUCGCUGAAAAAAGCAAGUUUUGAAAAUGGGAUUCAUUGUUCCACUAAGCCAUGGUCCUACUCCAUAUCUCCCAGCAGAAGUCGCUAGGGCUGCAUUUUUAGGUAUGCUUGCCUAGUGAAAAAUUCUUUGGAUCCAACAAUCCUUGCCUCUGAAUUAACAUAAACUUCAGUUCUGUUUACCUCUGGGUAUGUAGCUUGUGAAUGUCUGAUUAUACUCUACCAGCAUUAUGAGACCUUGGGCACAGGUAAGGCUUCCAUAUCUGGGCUGUGAAAAUCCAAAUGAACUUUUAAUGGCAGCCAAAAA